This is a messenger RNA of Aethalodelphis obliquidens (Pacific white-sided dolphin), 4778 nucleotides long. RefSeq names its product vesicle transport through interaction with t-SNAREs 1A (gene VTI1A). The coding region runs from base 275 to 871 and encodes 198 amino acids. Gene Ontology annotation, cellular component: late endosome membrane; Golgi apparatus; ER to Golgi transport vesicle membrane. Gene Ontology annotation, molecular function: SNAP receptor activity; SNARE binding. The record is from RefSeq and is a predicted model, not a curated record. Lineage: Eukaryota; Metazoa; Chordata; Mammalia; Artiodactyla; Delphinidae. Gene Ontology annotation, biological process: intracellular protein transport; macroautophagy; Golgi to vacuole transport. The transcript has 9 exons.
UUUUUAAGUUUUUGGGGGCACUAACUGAAGGGCUUUUCCUUAGCGAAUUUCUUAAUCUUGAAGCCCGAACGGAAAACAAAAAGCGCACCCAGCCCAACUUCCGGAGGACCAAGAUCGCGAAGAACAACCAGGAAGCGGCCUGGCUGGGAGCUACCCCGGCUUCUCCGCUCCGCUCUCUAGGGAGCUUCCCGCGUUCCUACACCGUCUUUUCCUGCCCCGCGUAGCCCCAGCCCUGACCUAGGCUCCGGCCCGGGCCGGCCACUCCGGAGCCGCCAUGUCGUCCGACUUCGAAGGCUACGAGCAGGACUUCGCGGUGCUCACUGCAGAGAUCACCAAUAAGAUUGCGAGGGUCCCCCGACUCCCGCCUGAUGAGAAGAAGCAGGUGGUUGCAAAUGUGGAGAAACAGCUCGAAGAAGCAAAAGAACUGUUGGAACAGAUGGAUUUGGAAGUCCGAGAGAUACCUCCCCAAAGUCGAGGGAUGUACAGCAACAGGAUGAGGAGCUACAAGCAAGAAAUGGGAAAACUUGAGACGGAUUUUAAAAGGUCACGGAUUGCCUACAGUGACGAAGUACGGAAUGAGCUCCUAGGGGAUGAUGGGAAUUCCUCAGAGAAUCAGUUGAUAAAAUUACGUGAAGAGAGGGCACAUCUGCUCGAUAACACAGAGAGGCUGGAAAGGUCAUCUCGGAGACUAGAGGCUGGGUACCAAAUAGCAGUGGAAACCGAACAAAUUGGCCAGGAGAUGUUGGAAAACCUCAGUCAUGACAGAGAAAAGAUACAGAGAGCACGUGAAAGACUUCGGGAAACAGAUGCUAACUUGGGGAAAAGCUCCAGGGUUCUGACAGGGAUGUUGAGAAGGUCAGCCAGAGUUUGACAUAGUAAAGGCGGAUGGUCCAAGUAGAGGAUACACCUACGUGGAAUAGGGUUCUUGCAGAUGAAACAUUCCCAAGGCCAGCAGCCCAGGCCCCCUGAGGAAAAUGCACAUAAUAACAGGUAGGAAGGAGGGUAUCUGCUGGGAGCCCAAGAGACGAUUUCCCUCGAUGAGGGGGCACUAGCAUGCCCUCCCUCUCUGUGUUUAUAUUCUUUGGGUUUAAGAGGAGGUUCUGGGCAUGUGCAACUCAGGAAUAUAAGGUUCCGUGGAUUGCCGUAGUGUUUGGGGGGUUCUGUUUUUGUUUUGUUUGGUUUUCCUUUUAUCUUUUUUUCAAAUGAAGUAGAAUUCACAGAACAUAAAAUUAACCAUUUUCAAGAGCAUCAUUCAGUGUCAUUCAGCAUAUUCACAGUGCUCUGCAACCAUCACCUCUAUCUAGUUCCAAACAUUUUCAUCGCUCAGAAAGAAGUCCCUGUACCCAUUAAGUAGUUACUCCCCAUCCCCCUGUCCUCUGUCUCUGUGGAUUUACCUGCUCUGGGUAUUUCAUAUAUAGAGAAUCCUACCAUAUGUGAUCUUUUAUGACUGGCUUCUUUCAUUUAGAAUAAUGUUUUUGAGGUUUGCCAUAGCGUUUUACUGUGGCAUUUUCUGGGGGUUUGUGUGUGUUUAUCAUUCUUACCCCAUCACAGUUAUUCUUCACAUGUUCUCUGCCUUGGAUAAUGGCGUUACCCUCUAAGGAAGCCUGAGAAUCAGCAUAGACCCAUGUCUUCGCUCACUCCUGUAGUCUUUAGGAGUGUUCUUUAGGUUCUGUCGAUUGCACGUCUGAAAUACCUCAGGUCCCUUCUCAUUUAAUGCUCUUACAUCUCCUGCCCCUUCUCAGAGACCAUUCAUUCCCCAGCUGGUCUUUCUCAAGCACAGACCCUCCUGACCCUGUCACUGCCCAGCUCAACUCUUGACUGGUUCCUCCCCACCUUCCGAACUGGGUUCAAGCUCCUUCCCCUGCUGGCCCAGGCUGUCUGCAAUCUGUUCUCCCCUCCAACUGCCCUCAGUCCCAUCCCUACCUGCUACACCACGUCUAUCCGACCGCAUUAGACUGCCUGUGGGUCUCUGACCAGGGCUCACACUCCCUCUGCUGUGCCUUUCUGUGUCCCAUUCCCUCCCUAAAAUGUCUUCCUUCCCACCAUCCCACCCCUGCUUCCCACUGCAGGAAUCCAUCCCUCCUUCUCCCUCUCUUGCGUUUUACCUUCUCAUCUUCCCUGAUCGGUGAGUCAGAAUGAAUUCCUCCUUUCUAAUCCCAUGGCUUUUCCUUCUCCAAAGAAAAAACUAUGGGCCUGUAAGGAGCCAGAGGGAAAGAAACCAGUCUGAUGAAAGUAACAAGGACUAACAUUUUAAAUUAUUUUCGUCUUCUAUUGAAUUCACAGUUACUCACAAUGGUUUACCAGGUUCAAUUAGCAGAAAAUGCAACUUUGCUUUUUAUUUUCCUCUUCAGAUUAUGUUCUUCAUUACAAACCUCAAGAGUUUUAUAUGCAGUUGCCAAAAAUCUUCUUUUUGACAAAUUGCACAGGAUGCAUUUUGGGAUUGUGUGAUCGAGCGGAUUGAAUUUAGGCCAAGUUCUGUACCCUGAUAUCUCUCAAAACAAAAAUACAGAUGUAGGGCUACUCAAACAUUUAUCUAUUUAUUUUAUCCCAGCCCUCCAAAUUCAUUGUCUUUAAGAAUAAUCAAUUGGAUUCUUUUUAAAUUAAAUGCCAAGUAAACGAUGCAAAUAAAACAAUUUUGUUUGCCGAGAAGUAACUGAAAAUCUGCAACUAAUUACAAAUUGGCGAGCUCUGAAGCUGCAAAUAGCUCAAACCCUCUGCUGAUGCGUUGUUUACAGCAGGGUUCAAACUGGUUUCCUUACACCAGCCGUCCACAAGUUAUUAAUCAAUACUUUGCCAAGUUCUAUACCUCACCUUCAAAAAAUGGUAAUAAACAUUUAAUUUUCAAUAUGGGCUUCAUAAAUAAAGCUUUUAAAAACUAGCGGAGGAGGUGUAAUGGGUUAGAACACACAAAGUCUGUUCUUUAGUUAAUGUGAGUUGGCUUUGGAUUAAGUACCCUGUCCUUCCUUGACUGCUCAGGAAUCCUGCAACUCAGUUGGAAUUAAUAUCUGCCGGUCUGGUCACUGAGUCCCCUAUAGCACUCCACUGAUAUAAUGCAAGACCUUUCUAAUUGAAAUUCUGGAGAAAAGCAACAUAUUUGUGGGCCACAGAGAGACAGGGAACAACUAAUUUGAUUUGCCAUUGCUACAAGCAGGUAAAGCGGAAUUUACAAAAGACUCCAUUCUGAGUGGUGGUUUAAACACACACACACACACACACACACACACACACACACACACACACACAUUCUGAUGCUUCCAUACCUCUCAGACUCCAUCUCCUACUGUUCUUUCUCUCCCAGCUGACCUACAUUCACUCUUGUUCAGUCUCUGCCCCUGUCGCUCUGUUCCUGGAAUGUUCUUCCUCUAAAUCUUCACUUGGCUGGCUCCUUCUUUUCCUUCAGGUUUCAGUUUAAUGUCAGUCUUCAAAAAGGCUUUCCCUGUCCACCUUACCUGAUAUCUUGUACAUUAUUCUCUUUCUUUGUUUAUUUACUUGAUAAUUGUGAGAUGUAAGCUAUACAAGGACAGACACCUUGUUUAUCUUGUUCUCUACUCUAACCCUGGUCCCUGGACUAGUGCCUUGCACGUGGUGAGUUCUCAGUAAGUACUGGAUGGACGGAUGGAUGGGUGUUCAGGUGAAUGGAUAGAUGGGUGGGUAGGUAGAUGGAUGGAUGGCUAGAUUAGAGGGAUGAAUGAAGGAAUAGUUACGUUGGUUGGAACAAGCAGCAGAGUGAAGACAGAAAUUGAAUGCUAGGAAGGACAUGAUUCUAAAAGCAUCUUCUUUGAUAAAAAACCAAAACCUCUUCUGGAUUCCAAAAUUAGAGACUUCUUUGCAAACUGGGGUGCAUUCAGAGGUCAGAGAUGGUGAGAAAUACUACACAGCAAAUACUCUUCAGCUUUCACAAGGGCUGUUCUGUAGAAGAAUCAUUAGACCUAUCUCUGUGGCCCCAAAGGCUUGACCCAGGACCAGGGGGUGGAGAUUACUAGAAGGCAUAUGUGGCUUAAAAUGAACACACUUUCUCACUGAGAGAGCUGCCCUGAAUGGAAAAUUAGUAGUGAGAUGAUGUUGGCGGAAGGAUUUAUAUACAAAGUACCUGGCUACUUAGCAAGGGUGCUUAUCACAGGGGAUAUAGGCAUCAAAUGUGCUGUCGUUCUAGAUGACUUGCCUGGGCUCUUACUACCCCGAAGCUCUGUGGUUCUGUAAUGAUCAAAGGAGAAACCUGCUCAAUAGUUGACAAUUAUUUUUAAAGGGAGAAAUUCCAAUGCGAUUUGGAUUAUUCAUUUUGUCCCAUAAGGAGAUAACUAAAAAAUGAUUUUGAACUGAAAGAAGAUGUCCUUGGCAAAAUAAUAAGGCUGAAUUCUGAAAGUCUCUUCCCCAUCUUCUGUUCUCUGGGAUGCCUGGGACAGGGCAUGCAGUAUUUUAGGUACAUUGUGAGCGAGGAGCCUGCAUUCCCAGGAGGUGGCAGGGAUGGCCUGUAAGGUCUCAAUCCAACUCUGUGAUCUUAGGGCAAAGCUUCUAUGUGUGAAACGCAGUAGUACCUCCAAAAUAGAACAAGAGCACUCCAUCCAUGUGAAGAUGACUGUCAAGGUCACUGAGACCUACAGUGAUCUGGCAAAUUAAAGCUGUCUGUGGCUGCCUUUCCUUUCAGGACAUACUUUAGGAGAUCAAAAAAAAAUUUUUUUUUUAUAAAUUGAUGAUUUUCUGUUGCUGAGUCAUUUUUCUUGCAGUUCUUUUUGCUUUUCCUAUUUAUUGUUGGUUUGACGCCUGAGCCAUAGCAUUGU